AGUGCGAGGUUAAGCGUUGUGUUUCUGACGUCUUAGUAAUCCUAUUUACUCUUGUUAUUUCUUCAUUCUGUGAUCUACUGGCACCUGCUGGCACUUGCUGGCACCUGCUGGGCACUGUCAUAGCCUCAGAGAUAAGCUUUAUUGACCUGGCAUCAACGUGAGCUGUAUUUCACUGACGUCAAAUGAACCAGUAUGGGAGAAAAAGGGUUGUCUCGACCUCUGUACAUGGCAAAAUCUGUUCAAGAGUUAAACACUAAUGUUCAGGAAAUUCCAAAAGCUUCACCCAAGUUAUUGGUAAACACUGCUAAGCGAGUUCUGAAUGAGGCAGAUUCUCUAGACAGAAUUAAAGAUGAAGAAAAAGCCUAUGUCCUCUACAUGAGAUAUUUCUCAAUUGUUCUGACAAUACAGAAUCAUGACGAUUAUAAGAAAAAUAAAAAGUACUAUGAUGGCCUCUUAGAUCCCAAGACAACUGUCAAAGUGAUUACCAGAGCAGAAGAAUUACAGGAGAGUCUUAAUCGCAGGUAUGAAUUUGCAAGUAGUGCACUGAAGGCGGAGAAGUUAGAAUUGGAAAAAAGAGCACUAGAGAAGCUUGAGCAAGCAGAAAAAGAAAAACAGACCAAGAAAGUAGCACAGACAGCCAAAUCAACAACUCCUUCAAUGACCAAUGGCUUGGUGGAAGAGGAAGGAUUUAUAGCAUGCUCUAGACUCUACUCACUGAUGAAGGAGAAGUGUUCCACGUACUUUAUCCUCGAUACCAGACCCAGGGAAGACUUCUCAGCAUCCCAGAUGACCUUACCAAAUGUUAUUAAUAUAUCGGAAGAAAUGCUAAAUCCAGGGUUAACAGCUGGGAGGAUUGGAAGUGAGCUUGAUGAUCCAGCGUGUAGUCUUUGGAUAAAAUUACGUCAUUCAGUAGAUUAUUUGAUAUUGGUGGACUGGGAAACAGAUAGCUUACCUCUACCAGCCCCACUCAAGACACUUGUAGAUGCCAUGGUGAAGUGGGACCCAGGAAAACAGUAUAAGAGCAGUCCAUGGGUGCUACAAGGAGGCUACGAAAUGUGGCAGCUGAUGUAUCCCAUAUACACUACUAAUCCCCGAGCAGAGCAUCGCAACCGAGCAACAGUAAAAUUCCAGGAGCCAGUAUCCUUGAAUUUUGAGUACCCUGACCUGGAUAAAGCAUUUUUGAUUACUCCGUCUCCAAGUCCCCAGAAGCCCCAGGUUGUUCCGCCAGAUACCAGACCAGCCGUUUCACCAUCAUUUAAACGAGCUACAAAACCAGUGGUUACUGAGGAACUCAUGGAUAGCAAGAAUAACAACAAAAAUAGCAAUAUAGAUAGUUCACAAGUGUAUAAUAAUGUGUCUACAGCAGAAGGCAGCCCAUUUAAGGUAGCAGUGGAUUCCAAAGUGAAUAAUUGGGAUGUUAAAGACUCCAAUAAAGCUGUCGAUUACCAGAAGACCAGAAAGGUAAUUCACUUUGCAGACAAAGUAGAUAACAUACCAUCUAUACCAAGCAGAUCUUUGAAACCUAGAGAACUGCUAGCAAAUUUGACAGCAAAGAAAAUGGAAAUGGACAAAGAACAGGAGAUUCUCGAGGAGUCGAUGAAAGUUGAAGAGGACACUCUUAAAAAGAUCGAGGAAAUGGAAGCAACGACAACAAAGAGAGAAACGGCUCAUGAUGAACAGAGCCGAGCUCAGUUACAGCAGACAGAAGACAGACUUCAGGAAGAGAUUAACAAGCUUCAGGCAAAAAGUUCAGAAAUGGAAGAGCGAUACAACAAAAUUCACAAGCAGAAUGAAGAACUGUGGAGGAUGGUGAACCUGGCUCUCUCUGGUCAACUGAAUAACCUCAACCUGGGACCCUCGGUACAAUCAGAGCUUGAUGCUGAAGCUCCUCUCCAGAAAGAAGGCAAGAACAUCUAAAAAAAACGGGAAAGAAAAGGGGAGGACCCUCAAGAACAAGUAGAGCGUAUAAAGAGGGGAAAGCAAAGGGAAAAAGAAACUGGGGAGCGGGCAAAAAAGGGAAAAUUGCUUUUGAAUGAACAGAAAGAAAAGAGAGGCUGAAAUAGAAGGCGAAAACUAGAGGAACGGAGAUCAAGAGUAGAUGCGGAAACCCGGUCUAGCAGGGCAAAAGGCACUACUGGAGACACCUACAUGACCAAAUUGAGAGGUUCUCCUCGCUCGUCACCAAUUCGAGGUGGCUCAAAUCUCAAGCGAUCUCAUUCUGCAUUCAAUCUAUCUCAGCUUGAGGACGAUGAUGAUAAAAUGGUUUCUGGGACUGCAAUGCCAAACUUUGACCGAGGCCUCAAACCAUUAGGUGUCCCACAACGAAGAAAUAUCAAUGCUGCUCGACAGAGAAAUUUUGAACCAAAAUAUGGACGUGUGCUCCCUGCAAGAACUGGAUUGAAAAAUUUUGGAAAUACCUGUUAUAUGAACUCCAUCAUACAGUGCCUCAACAACACCACACCACUUGUCAAGUACUUCAUAGAAGGCACUUACAGCAGUGACAUCAACCCUAAUAGCAAAUGUCGUGGAGAAAUAGCAGAAGAAUUGGGAGCCGCUGUCAACGCCCUUUGGAGUGGGCAGUAUCGAUCUAUAGCUAUGCGAGAUCUUAAGAGUGUUGUGGGCCACUAUCACAAACCAUUUCAGGGCUAUGAUCAGCAAGAUUCUCAUGAGUUUCUGAUCAAACUAAUGGAUUGGUUGCACGAAGAUUUAAACAAGGUUACUGGUAAGAAGCCACCUAUGAAGGAGCAGAACUAUGAUAAUCUCCCUGACUAUGCUGCUGCAGAGAAGAGAAUAGAAGAGAUAAGAUGUCAAGACCAGUCCAUUAUUUAUUAUCUUUUCCACGGUCUCCACCGUUCCGUUAUAGUGUGUGGUACUUGUUAUCAUCGCUCCCUCACCUUUGAACCGUUCUCCAUACUCUCAUUAUCAUUCCCUUCGUCAAGCAGAUGUUCACUUAGAGAUAUGCUUCAUCACUUCUAUAAAGAAACAAAUAUUGAAUACAAGUGCUCCAAAUGUAAGAAGAUGCGCAACUGCACUCGCAAGCUUGACAUAUGGAAAUUACCACCAAUAUUGAUCUUGCAUCUAAACAGGUUUGAACAUGAUGUUUUGAUGAAGAAACAGCAGAACUUUGUUGACUUUCCUCUGGAUAAUUUGGAUCUCAGUAAGCACUGUGGUAUAAAUAACAGGUACACCAAGUAUGAUCUUUAUGGAGUAUCUAACCACUACGGUACUAUGGAUGGCGGUCACUACACAGCAUUCUGCAAAUCAUCUCACAAUAAACAGUGGUACAAAUUUGAUGACCAUGAAGUUUAUGAUAUCUCACGAGACACUGUUAAGUCCUCGGCAGCUUAUUUGUUGUUUUACGAAGCAAGCAAUAUGAAUAUUAAGGUCAGCAGCUGUAUGUGAGAAAAGUGCAUACUGUAUAUAUAUAAAUAUAUACAUUCCAGGUUUGUCCCAAGAGUGUACACACCAAUUUGUACUUGCCAGUUUGUGUUGGCAUUGAUUGAGUUUCAUAUCAUGAUUCUGCCUCUUAAGCUAGGUUGGGUGGCAUUACUGGUUCCUGGCCUCUUAGGCAUGUUAUACCUGUUUGUGAAAUGUGUUAAGAGUUUGCCUUCACCACUUCCUCAUCCUGCUCAUUCCAUUAUUUUCCCAUGCAUUCUGUAUCCCCAUGGUUUGAACAUUAAAAUGGUAUAAAAUACCGACAGGUUGUAAUCCCCAUGGUUUAAAUUUUCUGCUGUAAUCAUUUAGCCCAGUAAUUAAUAACUACUUUUUUCUGUUUGUUAUUGUGUUGUUUCUGAUUUAUUUUGGGGGGUUCUCUGUUGUUUGGUGGCAGGAUAUAAAUGACAGCUGUGGAGACCCUGGGAUAACCUGUAGUAAGUUGAACCAAAUAUAUAAUUUGUAAAACUGUUACAGUCUAGAAUUUGCAUUUCUUCAAUUUUUACCUAUUUUGUAAUAAGGCUUGCUACUCCGUUACCUUUUUCUCCUUCCUCUUCAUGUAGUAACCUACAAGAAAGUUACAUCCAUAGUUGUCUUAGGUUAUCUAUCAUAUCUAUGUAUACAUUACUUUGUUGAAUGUUUCUGCUUGACCAGGAUAUGUCUGAUUUUGAAUGAGUACAGAGACCCUAUGGGGGUGUUGGAACUCGAGAAAUUGAUGGGACUUGCAGAUAUGUUAAGUUGGGGUUGAUGGUGUCCUGUAGAGGAACUUAGUGUAUAUGAUGAUGUGGUUCAGUGAAGCUGGGGUGGUAUAUAUUUAAGCAUAAUUUGACUAGGGAGAAGCUUGGGGGAUGCAUUGAGGGAGUCAGUAAUUGGGUAUUGUAUUGAACAUUAAUUGUUGUAAGAGAUUGUAAAUUGUAUAGAGUGAAAUAUGGAAAUCAUAUAGUGUAGAUGAAUGAAGAAUCUAGGAAAAAGUUGGUAUGAGAUAAGGGAAGGAAGAGUUAGUAAUGAAGGAGAGUUUAGCCUUGAGUGUGUAGUUAAGGGUGCACUUAGGUGCUAUAGAUAUAGUGAAAUGGGGUUGGAGUUAUCUGCAAUGAUUCUCAGAAUGCUUUUUUAGUGAUGUGUGAGAGUUCAUGGGAGGUAACACGUAGGAAAAAGUGCAUUUGCCUCAGUAUAAUUGGAGAAAUUGAUUUGCAGUGUUAAUGUGUAGGGGCAUUAUGGGAAAUUGUUAAUGGAUGGGAGUUAGUGAUAGUUAACUAUUGUUGGAGAAAGGGGAUUUAUUGUGAAUGCUGUCUGUGUACAUGUUGUGAAUGUGUGGGUGGGGUAAUUGAGCCACUUAGUUUGUCCUGUUAUGAUCCUUGGGGUUGAACGAUGGGCUUCUGCUUUAAAGAGGACAGGACGGAUAUUUCCUCUGUUUACACAUAUAUGAACGGUAAUUUUACGUAAAAGCAGGUUUUAUGUAGCAAUAAAUAAUGUCCAUAGGUUAACAAAAGAAUCUGAAACAUUCUUCGUUGAUUUUUUUUAUUGGGUAAUUAUAUCAUGAGGAAGUAGAAUAUUUCCUCUAAGCCAUGCAUGUAUGUCGUAAGAGGUGACUAAAAUGCUGGAAACAAGUAGUCAGUAACUCUUGUAUAAAUUACCAUGUAAAAAAAAAAAAAUCUUUCAUGACCUAAAAAGAAAACUUUAGUUUUUCUUUUUAGGUCACCCUACGUUUGGUGGGAGAUGGCCGGUGCAUUAAAAAAAGAAAAUCUCAUUCAGUAUCUUAACCUCAUUUAGUAUGAACACACUUUGUAAUGCAAGAGGUGGGACUUGGAGAUAUACCACUGUUCAAGCCUUAUGUUAUCAGUGGUUAUUUCAGGUGGAAUGGUUUGUGAAUAAAAUGAAACACUUAACCUAGUAUGGACCAUUCAUGCUGUGUACGUCAAUGAUUUGCUUGAAAAAGGUUGUAAAUUAAGUGAAAAGUUGUCACAUAUAAAGAUUCCAUGCUGCAGUAAAGUGUGUUAUUUUAUUCCAGUUUCUGUUUAUCAGUAUACAUCUUAGGCAAAUAUUGUAUAUACUAGUCUAUAUAACUUAUUCAAUAAAUACUGUAUAUACUAUAGUAAAUAUUAUUGUAACUUAAUAGAUGACUGUUAACUGUAAGUAACCAUUUAUAGUAUUUGGAUGCAAGAAGAAAGUAUAUUUUAUAUUUAUCAAAGUUACUUUUAUUCAUAAAUGCCAGAACAUAUUUUAACAUGUGCUUCCAUUUUUGUAUAUAAGGUUUAAUUGCUUCUCAUCACAUUUCAAUAUUUGUAUCUUCACUUGCUUUUUGAGAUGAAUGUGCAUACAGGAUAACUUAAUCUAGAAUUUCUUCACUUUAAAAAUGGAUUAUCUAUCUAAUUAAGCACACAAAAUAGUAAACAGAUAGCAGAUGUACUGUAAAUAAUUUUAUGUUCAAACAGUAUUUUAAUAAUGACAAUUGCUAGAAAAGGGAGCAAGGGGCUAGUAACCCCUUCUCCUGUAUUCAUUACUAAAUUUAAAAGGUGAAACUUUCGUUUUUCCUUUUGGGCCACCCUGCCUCGGUGGGAUACGGUACGUCGAAAGAAAAGAAUUGCUAGAAAAGGAAAAUGUAGUUGUAUUCUGAACAGCCAUUGUGAAAUGAUGUGUGCUUAUAUAUCACAGACCUGGUCAGUAAAGUGGUAAUGGCUAUGUAGGCUUGUGGACUGCUGGCAGCAACAGCCUGCUUGACUAAGCAGUCAAUAAAGAAGUCAGACAUGAGGCCACCUGGUUUGCAAGGAUAGAAGAGCUUUCGAAAUCAGUUGCAGGUACAACACAGUGUAUGGAUAUUAAAGUUUAGAAUUCCACAAGGACUGCAGUACAGUGGGACUCGACUUAUGAGUUUAAUCAGUUCUGUGACCAAGCUCAUAACUCAAUUUGCUUGUAUAUCAAAUAAAUUUUCUUCAUUUAAAUUAAUUGAAAUACCAUUAAUCCAUUCCAGCAGAAUUCCUGCUCUCUUGAGGCAGGACAAAAAUACUUCAAUAUGACACUAAUAUCAACUCUACGGCUUAUUUAUCUAUCACAAUUCAUCUCAUAUGACAUAAACAGUAUAAUUAACGUUGAAACAUGAUAUAUACUCUAGAAUGAAUACAAUAGACCAUAAUAUGGAGAGUGGUGGUGGCGGUGUCCAUUCCCUCUCCCGCUCUGACCAUAUCUUCUCAUGCUCUUAUUGUAAGAGAAAAUAGAGUGUUUGUGAGGCUAACUGCACUAAUCACUAGUUUCAUAAGGAAAACACUGAAUGCAUGUAUAAAUAAGAAAUAUUGUAUAAAAGCAUAAUAGAGAAUGUAAAAAAGUGGUUUUAUAAAGUGUACAUACGCUAGUGAAGGUGGAGAGUGGAAGAUAGGCUACUUGCCACUAGCUCGUACUGCCACCCGCACACCUCGCUUGUUUAUCUAUGAUUUCAUGCUGUAAUUCCAUGGACAUCAUUCUCUUUUUUUCCUCAGCACUGUCCUUUGCACUUGCUUUCUUAUGACCCAUGGUUAGAAAAAAGAAAUUUGGCAGUAAUAACACGAGAAAUGCUUCCACAGCGACAUAUACACAUGCACAGCUCUGCUGAUGUUGUGGCGUUUGCUGCAACACCUAGCGGCGGUCUUCUGAAGCUCACUCAUUAUUAUUAUAAUAAUAGUAAUUAUUAAAGGUAGUAGGUUGGUAGACAGCAACCAUCCAGGGAGGUACUACUGUCCUGCCAAGUGAGUGUAAAACAAAAGCCUGUAAUUGUUUUACAUGAUGGUAGGAUUGCUGGUGUCCAUUUUUCUGUCUCAUAAACAUGCAAGGUUUCAGGUACACCCCAUCUUACUACUUCUACUUACACUUAGGUCACACUACACAUACAUGUACAAGCAUAUAUAUACACACCCCUCUGGGUUUUCUUCCAUUUUUCUUACUAGUUCUUGUUCUUGUUCAUUUCCUCUUACCUCCAUGGGGAAGUGAAACAGAAUUCUUCCUCCGUAAGCCAUGCGUGUUGUAAGAGGCGACUAAAAUGCCAGGAGCAAGGGUCUAGUAACCCCUUCUCCUGUAUAUAUUACUAAAUUUAAAAGGAGAAGCUUUUGUUUUUCCUUUUGGGCCACCCCGCCUCGGUGGGAUACGGCCGGUGUGUUGAAAGAAAGAAAAAAGUAGGUUGGUAGACAGCAACCAUCCAGGGAGGCACUACCAUCCUGCCAAGUGAGUGUAAAACGAAAGCCUGUAAUUGUUUUACGUGAUGGUAGGAUUGCUGGUGUCUUUUGUCUGUCUCAUAAAUAUGCAAGAUUACAGGUACGUCUUGCUGCUCCUACUUACACUUAGGUCACACUACACAUACGUGUACAAGCAUAUAUAUAUAUAUAUAUAUAUAUACACACCCCUCUGGGUUUUCUGCUAUUUUCUUUCUAGUUCUUGUUCUUGUUUAUUUCCUCUUAUCUCCAUGGGGAAGUGGAACAGAAUUCUUCCUCCAUAAGCCAUGCGUGUUGUAAGAGCGACUAAAAUGCUGGGAACAAGGGGCUAGUAACCCCUUCUCCUGUAUAUAUUACUAAAUGUGCAAGGAGAAACUUUCGUUUCUCCUUUUGGGCCACCCCGCCUCGGUGGGAUACGGCCAGUGUGUUGAAAGAAAGAAAUAGUAAUA
Molecule: messenger RNA, 8056 nt
Organism: Cherax quadricarinatus
Lineage: Eukaryota; Metazoa; Arthropoda; Malacostraca; Decapoda; Parastacidae
Product: ubiquitin carboxyl-terminal hydrolase 8-like
Biological process (GO): protein deubiquitination
Molecular function (GO): cysteine-type deubiquitinase activity
Source: RefSeq, a predicted model, not a curated record